Messenger RNA from Pomacea canaliculata, 1459 nucleotides. Its product is annotated as glycoprotein-N-acetylgalactosamine 3-beta-galactosyltransferase 1-like. The coding region runs from base 213 to 1235 and encodes 340 amino acids. Gene Ontology annotation, cellular component: membrane. The record is from RefSeq and is a predicted model, not a curated record. The transcript has 6 exons. Gene Ontology annotation, molecular function: N-acetylgalactosaminide beta-1,3-galactosyltransferase activity. Lineage: Eukaryota; Metazoa; Mollusca; Gastropoda; Architaenioglossa; Ampullariidae.
GAUAACCGUCGCAGGUCACUUCCGUUGGUUUGUACACACGACUGGUGCACGCACAGGUCACGUGGGUGAGGACACAGUGAACGCUGGGUGAUCACCUGUAUUCCACUCACAACCCCGAACCCUGGCACAUUGCUGCACGCGAUUCGCUCGGCGAGAUUAUUGGAGGAAAAGUGAAAUUCCACGUUUGUUCAUCCAGGUUAUGAAACUGUGGAAUGCGGAAAAUCAGGCGGAACCUUUUCAGUCUUGUGGUGGUGGUUACAGUGAUCGUUGUCGCCAAGCUGCUGACCAAGAACGUCGACUACAGUCAUUCAGUCAAAUAUAUUGAGAAUUAUUUCAACGUCUUCGACAAUAACAAUAAGUCCACGGAUAUCGUCAACAGUUCACAUGUGGUCAACAACACCAGCACCACACCCUUCGUCCUUAAAGAGAAAGCCAACUUAUCCGUUGCUGAAGUACUCAAGCAACGUGUCCGAGUGUUAAUAUGGGUCAUGACCUCUCCAAAGAAUUUACAUAAGGCACGUGCCGUGAAGAACACCUGGGGAAGCAGGUGCGACCUGCUGCUCUUCUUCAGUUCUGAGAACAACACAGAACUUCCCACCAUAGCGCUGGACGUUGAAGAAGGGAGAAAACACUUGUUCGAGAAGACAACUCAGGCGUUUGACUAUAUCUAUGAGAACUAUUUUGACAUGGCGGACUGGUUCAUGAAGGUUGAUGACGACACGUUUGUGAUAGUGGAGAACUUACGUCACUUCCUGCAUGACAAGAAUGCCAGCGAGCCUGUAUAUACCGGUCGUCACUUAAUCCAGCCUAAACUUAAAAUAAAUUUUCAGAGUGGCGGUGCCGGGUACGUGCUGAGCAAAGAAGCCCUCAGACGAUUUGCGACAAGGGAGCUCAGUCCACCCGUCUGCACCAACCACACGACUGACGAGGAUGUCGAGAUGGGGCGCUGCCUCCACCGGCUGAAUGUUACCAUCCUCAACUCUACAGACGACAAACUGCGCACCCGUUUUCAUCCGUUUGACAUGGAAAAGCACCUGGUGAAGGGCCCUCCAAAAGGUUUCCUUAAGUACGAGGCCAACCCGGUGAAAUUGGGUAUCGAUGGUAUCAACGAGCACGCCAUCUCGUUUCACUACAUCACACCUGAGCAGAUGUUUUCACUCUACUACUACGUCUACCACGUCCGGCCUUUUGGAGUUUCUUAUUCGUACGACUGGUCUGAAGACCUACAGACAUGAGUGAUCCGUGAAAAUACGUGAACAGACUGCUUUGGCGGAAUUCAGACUUCCAUAACAUUCUUUAACAAAUGGACUCCAUGCUACAGUGUGUAGUAAUUACUGGCUGAUAUUGUAAGAAGCUAUGGCGAUGUAAUAUGUGCUUGAAGAGGUAACUUGACACUCGUUAUUAUUGCUUACAGCUAAUAAAAAUAUGAAAGUUAGUUAUUAUUUAUUCUUGUACAUAA